Molecule: messenger RNA, 2109 nt
Organism: Phragmites australis (common reed)
Lineage: Eukaryota; Viridiplantae; Streptophyta; Magnoliopsida; Poales; Poaceae
Product: beta-glucuronosyltransferase GlcAT14A-like
Exons: 4
Coding region: 184-1446 (420 amino acids)
Cellular component (GO): membrane
Molecular function (GO): glucuronosyltransferase activity
Source: RefSeq, a predicted model, not a curated record
CCCGAGAACUCCUCCCACUCGCACGAACCAAGACAAAACGAUGACGCUCUCCUCCUCAUCGCGCCGCCGCGUCUAACCCUCCGGCGACUCAACUCCGGCGACCCGAUCCGCGCCACCACGCCAUUGCCGACCUCUGAUGCGCACGUAAUCUACCCCGCUUUCGCUUCCGCGCAAUCCGCCGCCAUGGGCAUGGGGAUGGGGGGCGCGAGAGGAGGCACCGGGGCCUGGGUCGCCGGCGAGCGGUGGCGGAGGAUCCUCUUCCUCGCGCUGGCGUCCCUGUCCUUCCUCCUCUCCCUCAUCCUCCUGUUCCUCUCCGCGCCGCGCCUCCACCUCCCGAGCCUCGCCCCCUCCUCCGCUGCCGCAUCCGCUGUCCGGCGCGGGCCCGACGCGCCGCCCUGCCUCGCCUACCUCCUCACGGGCGCCCGCGGCGACGGGCGCCGCCUCCUCAGGCUCCUCCUCGCGGUCUACCACCCGCGCAAUCGCUACGUCCUCCACCUCUCCGCCGACGCGCCCGACGCCGAGCGCCUGAGCCUCGCCGCCGGGGUCGCCGGCGCUGCGCCCGCGGUGGGCGCGUUCGGGAAUGUCGCCGUCGUCGGCACCCCCACCGCGGGGACGCCCGUGGGAUCCUCCGGGCUCGCCGGCACGCUCCGCGCCGCCGCGGUGCUGCUCCGGCUCCACCCCGACUGGGACUGGUUCCUGACCCUCAACGCUGCCGACUACCCCCUCGUCACCCAAGACGACCUGAUUCAUAUCUUAUCAUCUGUUCCAAGGGACCUUAACUUCAUUGAUCACACAAGUGACAUUGGACCGAAAGAAUCUGAGAAAGUACAAGAAAUGAUAGUCGAUGCUGGAAUUUACUUGUCAGGGAGGACCAACUUCUUCCGAGCUACACAGAAACGACCUACUCCUGAUGCUUUUAAGUUCUUCACAGGUUCUCCAUGGGUCAUUCUAAACCGGCAGUUUAUAGAGUACUGCAUUCUUGGUUGGGAGAAUCUCCCUCGGAUUCUUCUCAUGUACUUCAACAAUGUAAUGCUACCCCAGGAAGGAUAUUUCCACUCAGUCAUAUGCAACUCGCUGGAUUUCCGCAAUCUCACUGUGAACAAUGACUUGAGGUUCAUGGUGCGGGAUGAUCCAUCUCAGACAGAGCCCAUUUUCCUCAGCAGGGAACAUUAUGGUCAGAUGGUGGAUAGUGGGGCACCUUUUGCGAGGCCGUUUCGAGAGAAUGAUCCUCUGCUGGACAUGAUUGACGGCAACAUACUCAAGCGUUGGAGCCAUGGGGCCAUUCCUGGUGCCUGGUGCUCAGGGAGGAAGAGGUGGUUCAGUGAUCCAUGUUCCCAGUGGGGUGAUGUGAACAUUGUGAGACCUGGCCCUCAAGCUGUGAAGUUGCACCAAUACAUAAAUCGGACUUUAGGAGAGGCAAAAUCGCGUAGCAACUCAUGCAAGUGAUGCAUUGUUAUCAGGGGCCUCACAUCACACCCCAUGGUUGAAAGCUUCGAACUUAUUCAAUCUCUCCGGGGCUCUUCACUAUGCUGAAUAAGUAAUUGUUCCCUCCCUGAACUGAAACAAGCACUUCUUGUGCCUGAAUAUACACAGCGAUGGAGGGCUGUGGUAGAUUCUUUUCUAGAUCUUUUUGUGGCAACUAUCACAAUCAUGGCUGAAGAGUUCCUCUGCGGUCUAGGUAACCUCCAUCGACCAUUUCUGGCUCCACUGCGAUAUUGAAGACAGAUAGCUUAGAGGCUAGAGCAGAUGCUUAUAUAGGUGGUGUAGAUCAUUUGUUGUGAUCAUUUUGAGUGAUGUCCUAUUGGUGCUAUUCACAGCACAGCUGAAAAUGGGUUAAUCCUUGUGCUCUCAGAAUGGCAGAAUUGGAGAAAUAAAGUAGAACAGGGUAUCUUGUUGUCUUACUGGACUACUUAGCUUUCACAUGCUUAGAAUUAUCACUUGAAGAUACUCCGUAGUGUCCCUUAUUCUCUCGAAUUUUCUGGUAAUAUCAUUGUACUGAUAUUAUUUUUACAUUUCCCCCUGGAAAUUUGUCUUACCUCAAGAUCCAUUUCCCAAGACAUAGCCUGUAUCCAAGUGACAGAUUAACUGAUAUAGAGAUAAUUUCUCAGA